Molecule: messenger RNA, 399 nt
Organism: Phytophthora sojae
Lineage: Eukaryota; Oomycota; Peronosporomycetes; Peronosporales; Peronosporaceae
Exons: 1
Source: RefSeq, a predicted model, not a curated record
CUACAGUGUGUAGUGAUCGAUGGAGAUGCGGAUGAGUUCUUACUUGGUGAUCGAACUCUGAAGUCGCUUGGGAUCAACGUGGAUCAUCUCCUGGAGCGCCUCGCAGCCAAAGGUGCCCCCGAGGAGGACGAGGAUGGUAUACCGGAGGAUGACAUCGUGGGCGCGACCAACCUGGAUGAAAUCAUGGACCGACUCGACGUAAUGUUGGACGACGCUGUCAAGGCAGGGUUUCCACACGAAUUUAAGGAUGCGCUACGAGAUGCCACCAAGGAAGAAGUUGAUCUAUGGCGGACGAAGCUAGGCGCGGACCCACCCGCCAAGCUCGAGCCACUGCGAGUCGUAUUGGUCGACGGCUCCCCACCGUAUCGAACGAAGCCUCGCCAGUACUCUGUGAGUUGA